This is a messenger RNA of Protopolystoma xenopodis, 2715 nucleotides long. The record is from the annotation of a GenBank genome assembly. Lineage: Eukaryota; Metazoa; Platyhelminthes; Monogenea; Polystomatidea; Polystomatidae.
AUGACUGCUCCUGUCGACUUAGAUUCUUCAGUUUCGUCAUCUACUCUACCGCCUUUAAGUAAUGAUGCCUCAAACGCUCCUCUUGAUUCGAUAUCUGGCGCGCACGAUUUGUCAACUCCAUCAGCAACUUCGACUCGCUGUGCUAGACAAGAAACUUCUCAAAGUCAAGCUUUGCUUUCAUUACCUGAAGGCAGCGAUCAUUCAGGUAAAUCUAAUCGAUCCUUUUUGCAUUCUGUGUUGUCUCGGGUUACCGAAGCCAUCAAAGAACACGAUAGGCGCAAAGUUCCCCAGCUUGCUCUUGAUACAACCGAAUCAUUGCUUCUUGCCGAAUCUAUCAAUUUGCUACCGGCUUCUGAGAGCCUUUCUAGUGCCCAGCCUGUGUGUGAGCCUGAACAGAUCUCUUUCAGCGAACCAGCACCUGAAUCGGGCUUUGUAUCUGAAUUGACUAGUGUUGCUGUGGCUAAGGAACCAGAGACAACUUCAACUAGAGAGUUGGAAAAUAAAAUUGGCAUUCAGGAAAAUCUCAUAUUAACAGGAAAUGAGGAUAUUGAAGAAGAGGGGUCUUAUCAACGUCGGCGUAAGCGAAAAUUGCGUAAGCUUCUCGGCGAUCCUAUUUUGGGUGAACCCGAGCCACCGCAAAUCCGAGAUCACUGUAAUGGGGCCAGAAAGUUAUUCCACUUAGAUAUCGUAAGUCCAGUUAUGCAGACAUCGAAAAACCAAGGAAAAUCGGCAGAUCAGUCUCUUCUCCAUUCCAUCCCCCGUCCAAUCACAGAUACUAAUUGCCAUUCAACAAUUUCUGUAGAGACAAACAGCCUUAAUCAUCCCAUUGCUUCAUUACCAACCGGAUCACCUUCUAUGUACAAACGAUCUGCCUAUGGCGCUCCUGAUAAUCUAAGUUCUGAUACAGAGGCUGCAGAUGAUAAUGCAAUUACCGCACAGCGCCCUGCCCUGACGACCGUUUCUAAAUUGUCUGCCAACCUCACCUCUAGGAAUGAUACAGAGGAUAGUAAUGGAAGAAAUGUCUCCGCCGCCGAAGUGAGUUCGAAUCAGAAUUGUAUGAGCGAAUCAGAUCUGAAUAAGGCACUUUCUUUGCCUAAGCCCACAGAUAACAAAAAAGAUUGGGUCAACAUAAGUCAUCGACCAUUGUUUAAUGAGAAAAUGAAGCGGGCUAAUCGACCAGACUCCAAAUCCCUUUCAGAUGAUAUACAAUUUGAGAGACCAGGUAGGAUGAAAAAAGCAGGCAUAGUAGAUGGAGAUUUAAUGGUUUCUUCUGCUAUUUUUUCAAGCUCUCACAUUAGUGACCAGAACAAGGAAUUUGUAGGCCAAAUGACUGCCAUCUUAGAUCCUACUGCAGCUGUGAGCAAUGAAAUUGAGGUGAGGAUAUCAGAAGAGGAAUUAAGAGAUAAUGUAGAAAAUCGUAUCGUAGGGAAAAGUCUUGACCGUACUACAUCAAGGGACAAGCUUGUAUUUCCACCUCAGAUGAAUAACGACCGCUCUGACAUAGAAGAGAAAAGACGCCGACUUGAUCAAAGAAGUUUUAGCAUCACUAGCAAGAACGACGAUCUCUCUACUCAAUUUGCAGAUAAAACUGUCCCACCGACAUCUGUCGAAUCUGGAGAGACCAAUUUAGCCCGAGGAUCUAACCACCGACAUUCUUUCUCAUCCAAGGAGGCUGUCUCAACUCGUAUCCUACCACGAAGACCUUUGCGUCCUCUACCAAACAACGUUCUUGCCUGGAUCGUGUCUACUUGCCCUGAACCCGCUGAUGAACAACAGCGCCUGAUUAAAUUGCUUGCCUGCUCACAGUCCCUCAGCUCUACCAAAACCGCUAACUCCGCUUUAGAAUCUUCGAAUGCUUUAAAUUGUUCUAGCAAUGAUCUCGUCAGAUCGCCGAACGAUUUUUUGGCUACCUUGCGCUCUGAGUUAGCUUCAUUUGCUCGUCCAAAAAGGCGAGAUCGCAAUUUUCGUCCUCGUUCUCUCACUGGCAUAUUGCUCGCCCCGCCAUCGCCACAAGUCUCAUCGGAAUUGCCCCAAGAAUUCUCCUCGACACCUGAUUCAUCAGUAUCAAAAGAAGUGGUUUCACAUAACUCUUCACAUUCCACUUCCCACUCAACCUCCUCGACCUUGGAGAAGGUCACCACUAAUGCUGUUUCCCCCUAUAAACCGCCCCCUAUGGCUAGGCAUUCCGACGCCAUGGUCCUUACGUCACCCGUUCUGGUCCUACCGCCAUCCUCAAGCGAAGUGCCCUUGGAACGAAAUUUGCGUGCUAUUAAUGACAAGGUAGCCAAGUCAGAUCAAGCCGUCCAGACACCGAGCUCUCCGAAAAAACAUAUUGUUUCUUCGUUUACUUCGCCCAUGCCACAGCACAUGACUUUAUCAUCGAUGCUUUCGAAAUCAACAUCUCCUCUAAUUACUCUAACUAGUGCUAUAGGCGUGGGCACGUCGCCCAGUUUGCUUCCCCCAUCACCACCAUCAUCCUUAGCGAAUUCUACCUCCUCUGCGACUGUGCAGACUUCCCCAUCGAGCAUCAUACACAAAAAUUUGCCUUCAAUUGCAAUGAGCCUUACACAGGCCUCUCAAAUGUCAAGUUCUAUGGCCUCAUUCGCAACUUCCGCCGACGCAUUUGGUUCUGUGGAUGCAGCUUCCAUGUUUUCUGGCCUCCGAGCUGUCUACAGGCAAAUGAAUAUUAUUGCAGAUCGAGAAGAGGCUCUGUAA